Molecule: messenger RNA, 1119 nt
Organism: Alnus glutinosa
Lineage: Eukaryota; Viridiplantae; Streptophyta; Magnoliopsida; Fagales; Betulaceae
Product: receptor-like serine/threonine-protein kinase NCRK
Exons: 2
Coding region: 1-1119 (372 amino acids)
Biological process (GO): protein phosphorylation
Molecular function (GO): protein kinase activity; ATP binding
Source: RefSeq, a predicted model, not a curated record
AUGUGGUUCCUUGGUUUCUCCACAAACAACCGAAGAAGCCUAUUGAUAAUUGGUGCAAUUCUGCUGGUGAUCCUUCUAACCGUGAUGUUAAAGAAGUGGGUCGUCUACCUUGAGUCCCAAGCAACCAAAUGUUCCAAAAGAGAAGGUGAAGAUGAUCAGAAACGACGCCGAGGAACUUCAAAGAGUAGUAGUAGUCUGUGUGGCCCUGGUGUCAUAAGAACAUAUGCGCUUGAAGAGCUGAGAACAGCGACGAGGGGCUUCAAGAUUCGAAUAGGAGUAGGAGCCACGUCUUUCGUGUAUCUUGCGGAGCUCGGCGACGGACGAUUUGGUGCAGUGAAGCGGGUGAUGGAGGAGAGAGGUGGGAGCAAGAAGAUGUUCCUGGAUGAAGUUUCUGUUCUGCUUCGGAUCUCUCAUCCCAAUUUGGUCGGCUUAUUGGGCUUUUGCUUGGAGAAAGGAGAACAACUUCUACUACUGGAGUACAUUCCAAACAAGAGCCUUUUCGAUAAGAUGCACACCUAUCAUGGCCAAAUGUCGGGGUUGCUGUCAUGGUCGAACCGCUUGAGCAUUGCCCUAGACAUAGCUCGGGCCCUUGAUUACCUCCACUCACAAGCUGAUCCGCCCAUAAUUCACAGAGAUGUCAAAUCCUCCAACAUUCUCUUAAUCGACAAUGAGCAUGCCAAGCUUGUCGACUUUGGGCUUUGCAAAUUGGGCCAUGACACGAGCCACGGGUCACGAACGCCGACUACCGUGAAAGGAUCGUUGGGCUAUGUCGACACUUGGUACCUAAACACGGGCCUAGUAUCGCCAAAGAGUGAUGUGUAUAGCUUUGGGGUUCUAUUGCUUGAGCUAAUAACGGGCCUAAAAUCCAUACAAGGCUCAGAGACUCUUGCAGGAUGGACUGAGGAGUGCCGCAAGAACGAUGAUAUUCAAGUCUUGCAUACUUUGUUGGACCCAAAACUGAAGGGCAAAGCAAAUUUAGAGCAGCUUCGGGUGUUGAUCAAUGUGGCCAACUCAGCAUUGCUCGACAAUUCUGAAGGGAGACCGGACAUGAGCUUCAUCGUAUAUACGAUUUCAAGUUGUUUGGAACCUGAUCAACUUCAGCCCGACUUGCCUGUAUAA